This is a messenger RNA of Geodia barretti, 2569 nucleotides long. Lineage: Eukaryota; Metazoa; Porifera; Demospongiae; Tetractinellida; Geodiidae. The record is from the annotation of a GenBank genome assembly.
CUGAGGAGGAAAAUCUACAGUUCUUGUCCGAAAAUGACUCCAUCCACGAGCUACCUGUCAAUGAACUAAGCACUGCCUCACGUUCACAAACUGUGUUGUUUCAGAACUGUCCACUGACGGUUACCAGUAGUCUCCUCCUAAUAAAAAAAUAUCAAAUGAGGCAUAACCUUACACAGGAAGCACUGUCUGAUCUUUUGCAGCUGAUGAGGCUACAUUUUCCCACUCCUAAUCUUCUACCCAGAUCGCUUUAUUUGUUCAAUAAGCAGUUGCCUCUUCUGAGAGAUCCGUUGGAGUUUAAUUAUUUCUGUAGUAGGUGCUUGCAAGAAGUUUCUAGCAAGGAUGAAUCAAUAUGUACAAACUCCUCUUGUGGGUGUUCCUUAUCUGGACCUGGAGCUAUUUCAUCAUUUAUUGAAGUUCCCUUGGAACCUCAGCUAUCGACCCUUUUACAAAGAAAAGGCAUAUUUUCCACAAUUGAAAAUUACCGACGGAUAAAGAAGGAUGGUUUUAUCAGUGAUAUCAGCGAUGGAUCUUUGUAUCAGGAACUGGUAACAAGCGGUUUUCUUUCAGUCCACUCCAACGUAUCUUUACAAUUCAAUACUGAUGGAGUCCCUGUUUUCAGAUCUUCUUCAUUUUCCUUCUGGCCCCUACAUAUCAUCAUCAAUGAGAUGCCACCAAGAAUGAGGAUUCGAAAGGAGAAUAGGCUCUUUGCUGGCAUAUGGUAUGGCAGCUCAAAACCAGAUAUGUCACUGUUUUUGAAGCCUUUAGCUGAAACACUGACAAAGCUGUACAAAGACGGUGAAACAGUGAGGACAGGAAGUCGUGGAAGAGUUCAUUCUUUCCCUUACUUAUCCAAAGACCCGGUUGGCCCAACUCGGACAGAUGAAGAAACCCGUGAACAUGCAAAACAGGCCCAUUUGGAAGGUUCUCCGGUGUUUGGAGUCAAGGGACCAUCUCAGCUCUCUGUUGUUCCCAAGUUUGAUCUUGUUCGCGGAGUAGCCAUGGAUUAUAUGCACUGUGUCCUUCUGGGUGUUACUCGUCUGCUACUUCGUCUUUGGUUUGGUUCUAGUCACCAUCGUGAGCCGUGGUACAUUGGAAGACGCAUUGCAGAGGUUGAUGCGAGGUUAUGUGCCAUUCGGCCUCCAGACGAAAUUCCCAGGACUCCAAGGUCAAUUCAAAAAACAGUGAAAUACUGGAAAGCUCAUGAGCUUGAAGCUUGGCUGCUUCAUUAUAGCCCUGCCGUUCUGCAUAAGAUUCUCCCCGAAGAUUACUAUCAGCAUCACUUGCUAUUGGUGGAAGGCAUAUAUUUGUUGCUGAAAAAUGAAGUAAGGGAGGCUGAUAUCAAACAGAGUUCCCGAAUCCUCAAUCACUACUGCAUCCUCUUCACUGCAUAUUACAAUGACCGGUACAUGACAGCCACGGUGCAUUCUCUUAUGCAUCUUCCUGAUUCUGUUUGUAAUCUUGGACCUCUAUGGUGUCAUUCGUGUUUCCCCUUUGAAGCAGCAAAUGGAGAUUUACUUAAAUUAUUUCAUGGCUCCCAAUCGGUUGAGAAACAGGUCGCAGCUCACUUAAGUGAACUGCAAAAAAUGCCUACUUAUGCUGAGUCGUCACUUACAGAAGACAGUGCAGAAAUGGACUUCUACUUAAGCAUGAAUCAGUCACGAAGAAUGGUGAAGAAUGUUGUUUCUGUAGCAGAGGGUGUGAGUGUGUGCGGCAAACCUUGCACAAUAACACUUAGUGAGAGUGAAAGGAAUCUACUUUCAUCUGUUGGGAUACAGGUGCAUGGACCAGUCCGGUCUUACCCCCAAUUAUUCCUUAAGGAUUGUGGAAAAUUACUUACUACUGAUUCAAAGAGGACUCUUCGUGACAAUUCAUGUGUACAGUAUACAAAGGAAGGAUUGUUUGUUGGCAUUCUCCACAAAGUUAUUCAGGCAGGAGAGACGCUUGCAAUUGUAAAGAAGCUUGAGAUAGUGGGAGAAACACUAUGUACAGACACCACAACACAUGCCAAGAUCGGAGACCAUUAUCUGAAAGUAUGCUUAGCCAGGUAUGUGGAAUAAUUAUUAUACUACAACAUUCAUGUACAACAUCUGAUCUACAUUGUUAUGCAGAAGCAAUGCACUGGAUCUUGUUCAGAUGAAUCAGUUUCAAGAGAAAUGCUUGUUGAUUGACUUGAAUGAUAGCAUGUUUGUCAGUAUGUUUCCUCAUCAUAUUAUGUGCUUAUCAUAAAUGAAACAAUCUCUCACCAUGACAUACCAGGAUGUGGUUCAUCCAACAAUCAUCCCAUCUUACUGCAAGAAAGACAAUAAGAGACACUAGCACAUCUUAUAAAAAGUAUAGAGGCUGUUAGACAUUGGGAGAAACAAGGUUGUAUAUAGUUGGUCUACAUAAUUUUAGAAACAACCUUGUUACCAAGUUGUGAUGCAACCACAAGCUACUAACAAGGUUGUUAGCAGCAGGCUCUAAAUAACUACAAGCUCAGUAAGGGGUUGUAACAAGGUUGUAUACCUACAACAAGGUUGUGGGGGGCAUGUGACAAGGUUGUCACAAUUUGGUAAUUUCUGUAUGGGGU